GAGUAGAGAGUCAUCCAAAAGGGCAAUGUAAUCUCCUUUCCCUUCUUAUCCUUUUCCGCCAUUCCCAUGACCUUCCAUCAAAGGAGCAAUGUAACCACCGCCUCCAUGCCUCAGAGUCUCUACCUCUCUUCCACCAUCUCCCCCAACGCCACUCUUCUCAAACCCCAACUUCCCGCCCCACCGCCCAAACUCCUACGCCUCCCUCCUGCACCGCCUUCUUCCUCCGCCAUUUCUCUCCCUCCAAAUCCCAAAUCUUUGAAUCCCCAGCUUCAAGAAAACCUCUUCUACUUGGAUUCCCUUGGCAUAGACUCCUUCCAUUGCCUCACUUCCCAUCCUCUGCUCGUCUCGGCCUCACUCCCCCAAUUCAAAUCCGUCGUUGAUUUCUUGCACAAUCUCCACCUUAAUAUUCAAGAAAUUCGGCGCGUGUUGCACAUGUGCCCGGAAAUCCUCACCGCCUCUCUCCAGCUUACUCUUCGUCCCGCGGUUACCUUUCUGCUCCGUGAGGCUAGGGUGGAGGGCCGGCAUCUUCCCGCCGUGAUUCGCCGCCGGCCGCGGCUGCUCACCCGCAGCGUGGAGGAGCAGCUCCGUCCGGCUCUCUAUUUCCUGCAAAGUGCGGUUGGAAUCGAGGAUGUUAGCAAGUGCGCGACUCUGCUUUCCUGUUCCGUGGAGACCAAAUUUAUACCCCGGCUCGAUUACUUCCAGAAACUAGGGUUUUCGAAACGAGAAGCCACGGUAAUGUUCAGGAGAUUCCCUUCGUUGUUCUGCUAUAGUAUAGAGGAGAAUUUUGAGCCGAAAUCCAAAUAUUUUUUGGUGGAUAUGGGGAGGGAGUUGAAGGAACUGUUGGAUUUCCCACAAUACUUUUCUUUUAGCUUAGAAAAUAGGAUAAAACCCAGGCAUCUGAUUUGUGUGGAGAAAGGGGUGUGUUUAUCAUUGCCCUUGAUGUUGAAGUUAUCCGAGGUGCGAUUUUGGGACAGGUUGGAGGUGUGUUGUAGUUCGUCUAUACCAGUGAGAACCUCUCCCUUUUGGUGCACCAAAAUUGAUGAUAGUGUGACUUGAUAAAAGACAAAAUUGCUUCUCCAUUUGUUAGUUUAAAUAUAUGAAUGAUUUUCUUAAUCUAAGCUCUAUCCAUGUAUCAUUGUCUGUUGGAAUGUUGAUUUAAUUGUAGUUAAUCGUCUCGUGUGUAUGAUAAUUUAAUAUGCAAAAUUUAUAAUGGGGUAUGUAUAAUUCUAUGAUC
Messenger RNA from Ipomoea triloba (trilobed morning glory), 1234 nucleotides. Its product is annotated as transcription termination factor MTEF1, chloroplastic-like. NCBI's taxonomy places the organism in Eukaryota, Viridiplantae, Streptophyta, Magnoliopsida, Solanales, Convolvulaceae. The record is from RefSeq and is a predicted model, not a curated record. Gene Ontology annotation, biological process: regulation of DNA-templated transcription. The coding region runs from base 67 to 1056 and encodes 329 amino acids. Gene Ontology annotation, molecular function: double-stranded DNA binding. The transcript has a single exon.